AUGGUAAAUAAAGUGAUACCUCUCUCUUUGUAUGCUCAAUUGGGCGAUUCUGACAUAAACCUCCCAGGUUCGUUCGGGACAUAUCCCAUUGCCGUAUUAAACAAGUUCCGCGAACUGCAGGACAAGUUUGAAGCGAGUCCAGACCGAUUCCUCCGUUUCGAGCUGGCAUUCUACUUGCUUGAGUCUCGCAAGGCCCUGGGCUCGCUGCUGAACACACCCGUCGACUCUACCGUGUUCGUCAAGAAUGCCACCACGGGCGUGAAUACGGUGCUGAGGAACCUUGUCUACCAACCAGGUGAUGUCAUAGUCUACUUCUCUACCGUGUACGGUGCAGUGGAGAAGCUGAUUGCCUCACUGGCGGAAACGACUCCUGUUCGGGCCCGUAAGGUCAAAUAUGAGUUUCCAAUUAGCCAUGACAAACUGGUGCAGCGGUUCAUGGAUACCGUAACCAAGGCACGCAGUGAAGGAUUGAACGUCAAGAUCGCUGUUUUUGAUACCAUAGUUAGCAGUCCUGGAAUAAGGCUGCCAUUCGAGAAGCUCACGGAGGUGUGUAGGAAAGAAGGCAUCCUGAGCUGUAUCGACGGUGCUCAUGGUGUGGGUCAAAUACCCCUUGACCUGGGCAAGUUGGAUCCGGACUUUUUCGUCAGCAAUUGUCACAAAUGGCUUUUCGUCCCCCGUGGAUGCGCAGUGUUCUACGUCCCGCAACGCAACCAGCAUCUCAUCCGCACAACUAUACCAACCUCCCACGGAUUCGUGCCAGUGCCAGGAAUCAUGAAGACAGGCUCAGAGUUGGGCGAGGAAGAUGAACCCUUCGCUAAACCUAUAGACGCCUUCUUUACCCAGUCGGAUUUCGAACUACAAUUUGAAUUCAUCGGCACAAACGACGACUUGCCCUACCUUUGUGUCCCUGACGCUAUCAAGUACCGCCAGGAAGUAUGCGGCGGCGAAGAGAAGAUCAUGCAGUAUUGCCAGACCCUUGCCUUUGAGGCAGGGAACCGUGUGGCCGGGAUCUGGGGCACAGACGUGCUUAGUGAAUUCUGCUCCUCAGGAGGCGACCUGGACGUCACAAAGGAGAAAAGAAGUGAAUUCCGUAAAUGCGCGUUUGCUAACGUGCGGUUGCCGAUUACGCUUGUAGAUGAUCAGAAUGUGCCGCAGGGGAAGCUAGUGAAGGCUGAAUGGCCUGUUGUUCGAAUGGCGGAUGCGGUGCCUACGUGCAGGGCGAUGGAACAGAGGCUGGUACUGAAGCAUAGUACGAUGUCUCCUUGCUAUGUGCAUGCUGGGUCGAUUUGGACGAGGCUUAGUGCCCAGGUAUACCUUGAGGUAAGUGAUUUUGAGUGGCUGGCUAGUGCGUUCAAGAAAAUCUUUGAAGAGCUAGCUAUUCAGGGUGGUAUGGCCAGUCUGGACAUCAAUCCGAAGCUAUAG
Messenger RNA from Trichophyton benhamiae CBS 112371, 1422 nucleotides. RefSeq lists its product as uncharacterized. The transcript is spliced from 2 exons. Bases 1 to 1422 code for a protein of 473 amino acids. The record is from RefSeq and is a predicted model, not a curated record. Lineage: Eukaryota; Fungi; Ascomycota; Eurotiomycetes; Onygenales; Arthrodermataceae.